CAAGGCUUUAGCUUCGGAGCUUCGAAAAAUUCAGUUUCGAUCUCGAAAACGCAAUCAGGACUUUGUUUCAAAGGACAGCACGAAAAGACACAAGAUUUUCCGGUUUUGCUGAUCCAUAUCUGAAUCUUGGACUUGUGUCUGUUCAUGUCUGUGGAUAACCUUUGUUGUGUACUUGAUCGGCGUUAGUAAUCUGGGAGUGCAAAAAGAAGUUGGUGGAUCUAUAUCUAUAAGAUGAUACCACUUUUGGAUUCUUUGUUAUCUAAAAUGCCCUCAUUGUCUGCCUCUGAUCACGCCUCUGUGGUUUCCCUCAAUCUCUUUGUUGCACUUCUUUGUGCUUGUAUUGUCCUUGGCCAUCUUUUGGAGGAGAACCGAUGGAUGAACGAAUCCAUCACCGCCUUAUUGAUUGGGCUGGCUACUGGUGUUGUCAUUUUGUUGAUUAGUAAUGGCAAAAGCUCACAUCUUCUGGUCUUCAGUGAAGAUCUUUUCUUCAUUUAUCUUUUGCCACCCAUUAUAUUCAAUGCUGGGUUUCAAGUGAAAAAGAAACAGUUUUUCCGCAACUUCGUGACUAUUAUGCUUUUUGGUGCUAUUGGAACUGUUGUCUCUUGCACUGUCAUAACACUAGGUGUAACGCAGUUCUUUAAGAAACUGGAUAUUGGGACCUUUGACUUGGGUGAUUAUCUUGCAAUCGGUGCUAUAUUUGCUGCAACAGAUUCCGUGUGCACACUUCAGGUUCUGAACCAAGAUGAGACACCUUUGCUUUACAGUCUUGUAUUCGGAGAAGGUGUUGUGAAUGACGCCACAUCAGUUGUAGUCUUCAACGCGAUUCAGAGCUUUGACCUCACUCACCUUAACCAUGAAGCUGCUUUUCGACUUCUUGGGAACUUUUUCUAUCUGUUUCUCCUCAGCACCUUGCUUGGUGUUGCGACCGGUCUGAUAAGUGCAUAUAUCAUCAAAAAGCUAUAUUUUGGAAGACACUCCACUGACCGAGAGGUUGCCCUCAUGAUGCUUAUGGCCUAUCUUUCUUAUAUGCUUGCUGAGCUUUUCGACUUGAGUGGUAUUCUCACUGUGUUCUUCUGUGGUAUUGUGAUGUCUCAUUACACCUGGCACAACGUCACCGAGAGCUCAAGAAUCACUACCAAGCACGCCUUUGCAACACUGUCGUUUCUUGCGGAGACGUUUAUUUUCUUGUAUGUGGGAAUGGAUGCUUUGGACAUUGACAAGUGGAGAUCCGUGAGUGACAGUCCGGGAACAUCGGUGGCAGUGAGCUCAAUCCUAAUAGGUUUGCUCAUGCUUGGAAGAGCAGCAUUCGUCUUUCCGUUAUCGUUUCUUUCAAACUUAGCAAAGAAGAACCAAAGCGAAAAAAUCGACUUCAAGAUGCAAGUUGUGAUUUGGUGGUCUGGUCUCAUGAGAGGUGCUGUAUCAAUGGCUCUUGCAUACAACAAGUUUACAAGGGCUGGGAAAACGGAUUUGCGAGGGAAUGCAAUCAUGAUCACCAGUACUAUAACCGUCUGUCUCUUUAGCACCGUGGUGUUUGGUAUGUUGACAAAACCGCUAAUAAGAUUCCUGUUGCCGCACCAGAAAGCGACCACUAGCUUUUUAUCCGAUGGCAACACCCCAAAGUCCAUCCAGAUCCCUUUGAUAGACCAAGACUCGUUCAUUGAGUUUGCAGGGAACCACAACGUGCCUAGGCCAGACAGUAUACGUGGCUUCUUGACACGGCCCACUAGGACAGUGCAUUACUACUGGAGACAGUUUGAUGACUCCUUCAUGAGGCCUGUCUUUGGAGGCCGUGGCUUUGUCCCCUUUGUCCCUGGCUCUCCGACUGAGAGAGACCCUCCUACUGAUCUCAGUAGAGCUUGAGAGAAGUGUGUGUGAUUGUAAGUAUGUAAUUUAUUUAUUUGUAAUAUUGUUUGUGAGGACAGAGAGCUGAGCUGUCCCUACGUUUUGAGAGCAGUAAGCAAACUCUUUGAAAGGGUUAUGAUUGCAAUGUAUAUAUUCGAUGUAUUUGUUUACUUGUUAAGAUGGAACAAAACUAUACAUUUGUUAAUGUGUGUUUGGAACGGUUUCGAACUUGACCGGACCGGUUUGGAACGGUUUAGUUCGAUUUGGAAUAAAAAGAAGAAGGCUUUUCUU
Molecule: messenger RNA, 2133 nt
Organism: Brassica napus (rape)
Lineage: Eukaryota; Viridiplantae; Streptophyta; Magnoliopsida; Brassicales; Brassicaceae
Product: sodium/hydrogen exchanger 1
Exons: 14
Coding region: 232-1860 (542 amino acids)
Biological process (GO): proton transmembrane transport; sodium ion transport; regulation of stomatal closure
Cellular component (GO): membrane
Molecular function (GO): sodium:proton antiporter activity
Source: RefSeq, a predicted model, not a curated record